AUGCAGAUGAUUUCGAGCAUUGCGCGUUUUAUCCAGAUUCUUUUCAGCAUUGUUGUGCUGGGUCUCUCCAUCACUCUUGCAAGGCAACAGAAGUACGGCAAGGUCCCGUCUCAGACUAGCUACGCUGCUUUCACUGGAGCUCUCGGUAUCAUUGCUUCAGUAGUUGGUAUUGUCUCCCUUCUUGUCGAUAGCCUAAGGGGUGUCAUUACAUGGGUUCUUGAUGGUGUAACCGGUAUUGCUCUUUUAGCCGCCGGCGUCGCUUUCUCAGUGGCCCUUAAGGGUGUUGACUGCAAUAACACUUCUACUGAUGGACCUACUUGGGAUAACCCUCUCAUCAGCGGAGGCUGCUACGAAGACAAGGACAUCAAAUGGUGUUCUGACAAGCACAAGGUCCAUAGCCGCUGCGUGACUGCUGAGGCUGAUGCUGCAUUUAUGUUCCUGGCAUUCCUUGCUUGUAUUGGUGUGCUGGUCAUCUCUUUCCUUUUCCGCCGUAACUAG
Molecule: messenger RNA, 498 nt
Organism: Penicillium canariense
Lineage: Eukaryota; Fungi; Ascomycota; Eurotiomycetes; Eurotiales; Aspergillaceae
Product: MARVEL domain-containing protein
Exons: 3
Coding region: 1-498 (165 amino acids)
Biological process (GO): eisosome assembly; protein localization to plasma membrane
Cellular component (GO): plasma membrane; eisosome
Source: RefSeq, a predicted model, not a curated record